CUGGGGUGACAGACCUCAGCUGUGUAAUCAACAAGCUGCUUGAAGCUAAGGAUGCGGGACACAAACAUGUUGAGUUUGACUUCCUGGUCCGAGGGCAGUUUCUGCGCACCUCGCUGGCCAGUCAUAUGGAGACAGAAAACAUCUCAACAGUAUGGCAAUUAACUUAAUCAAAUGUGACCCUAACCCUACUGUGCAUCAGAAGUGAAGCAGGUUUUACAUGGCAACAUGUUACAACACAGAAGUCUUGCAGCCUUCCUAAAAACACUGCUUUAUUCUAGGCUGAACAUUUAGCUGUUAGAACAUCAACAUUUUUUCAAGCUGUGUUCCCUUAUACUUUAUCGACCAAAAGCAGACCCAUCACUGAAACUCAGAGCGGUAUGUAGGAGGGUUGGCACUCCUAAAAUCAUGUAAUAUUUAUAUACAAUAUUUAUUCUUUCUCGUUCUUAUGUUAAUGCAGAAAAACCACCAUAAAUGGACGUGACAGUUAUGGAAACAGCACUUACCUAUAGGCUACAUGAUGUGGGAAACCAUACAAAAUGCUUUGAAACCAGCAGACUUUGAAUUCUGAGAUAUCGGAAGAAGUUGUAGAAAUAGAGUAUGUAGAGAAGUUCACUGCCCCACAACCAGAGGAGUGUAUCAUGCAUGAUGACUGGAUCAGCUCUGUGGAGGCAGAUGCUGAAUGGAUCGUCACAGGCUCUUAUGAUAAGACAGCACGGAUCUGGUCUAUGGAGGGGAAGGCAGUGAUCACUGUGGCUGGACACACUGAUGUUGUGAAAGAUGUGGCCUGGGUAAAGAGAGAUGGUCUGAACUCUGUGCUCCUGACUGCAUCUCUGGAUCAAACCAUUCUGCUGUGGGAGUGGAACUCGGAAAGGAACAAAGUGAAGGCCCGACACUGUUGCCGUGGACACGCAGGAAGUGUAGACACUGUUGCUGUCGACCCCAGCAGGACAAAGUUCUGCAGUGGCUCAUGGGAUAAAAUGCUUAAGAUUUGGUCAGCAGUGUCGACAGAAGAAGAGGAUGAGAUUGAGGAACCCAACAGGCCACGCAAAAAACAGAAAACAGAACAGAUGGGGCUCACACGGACUCCACUCAUGACUCUGUCUGGUCAUAAUGAGGCUGUGUCAUCUGUGCUCUGGAUGGAUGCAGAGGAGCUGUGCAGUGCAUCAUGGGACCACACCAUCCGCCUAUGGGAUGCUGAGACUGGUGGGCAGAAGAGUACUCUAACAGGCAGUAAGGUUUUCAAUUGUAUCUCAUACUCUCCACUGUGUCGUCGUCUGGCCUCGGGCAGCACUGAUAGACAUGUGCGACUGUGGGACCCAAGAUCUAAAGAUGGCUCUUUAGUUCUCCUCUCUCUCACAUCCCAUAAUGGUUGGGUGACGGCAGUCAGGUGGUCUCCUUCUCAUGAGCAGCAGUUAGUGUCAGGAUCUCUAGACAACAUGGUCAAACUGUGGGACACCAGGAGCUGUAAAGCUCCGCUGUAUGAUCUUGCUGCCCAUGAAGACAAAGUACUAUGUGCUGACUGGACAGAGAAUGGGUUGAUUUUGAGUGGAGGAGCCGAUAACAGACUCUACACAUACAGAUUCUCCAACUGCAUCUCUGAUGCAGGAGCAUAGAACAACGUUCACCAUUGCCAUGCCAAUAGCACAGCCUCAUUUUACAUCAGUAUGACUAUGGGAACCUUAGCACAACAUCUGCUUUGCUUCAUAACUUCAAAAACAAAAAAAGACUAAAAAACAAAACAAAUGGCUACAAAAACACAGUGACUCAACAGCCUUAAAAACAACAGUGUCAGUGAAGAAUAGAAGAAAAACAUAAGUGUUAAGUUUUUGUUUGAUUUCAUAUUCAGUGUUUAAUCCUCUGAUGUUCAAUACAGUGUCUUAUAGCAGUCA
Messenger RNA from Myxocyprinus asiaticus (Chinese sucker), 1889 nucleotides. Its product is annotated as ribosome biogenesis protein wdr12-like. The transcript is spliced from 12 exons. Bases 639 to 1613 code for a protein of 324 amino acids. Gene Ontology annotation, biological process: ribosome biogenesis; maturation of 5.8S rRNA from tricistronic rRNA transcript (SSU-rRNA, 5.8S rRNA, LSU-rRNA); maturation of LSU-rRNA from tricistronic rRNA transcript (SSU-rRNA, 5.8S rRNA, LSU-rRNA). Gene Ontology annotation, molecular function: protein binding. Lineage: Eukaryota; Metazoa; Chordata; Actinopteri; Cypriniformes; Catostomidae. The record is from RefSeq and is a predicted model, not a curated record. Gene Ontology annotation, cellular component: preribosome, large subunit precursor; PeBoW complex.